Messenger RNA from Sinocyclocheilus rhinocerous, 2994 nucleotides. RefSeq names its product GRIP1-associated protein 1-like. Gene Ontology annotation, cellular component: extrinsic component of postsynaptic early endosome membrane; glutamatergic synapse; postsynaptic recycling endosome. Bases 193 to 2739 code for a protein of 848 amino acids. The record is from RefSeq and is a predicted model, not a curated record. Gene Ontology annotation, biological process: regulation of recycling endosome localization within postsynapse; neurotransmitter receptor transport, endosome to postsynaptic membrane; regulation of neurotransmitter receptor transport, endosome to postsynaptic membrane. Lineage: Eukaryota; Metazoa; Chordata; Actinopteri; Cypriniformes; Cyprinidae. The transcript has 28 exons.
GUGCAGACAUCACUCAUGGUGGGGGUUCUGUCAGCAAGCCAACGCGUUUAGAUAGGCGACAUCAGAAAGCUGCAGCUUUAACCUUCAUCUUAUCAGAAUGAGUUAAUUUGCUAAUACAAGGCUGACAGCAAACACAGUAAUAGCAGAUAGAGAGAGUUUGUAUUCUGUCAGCAGUGUUUUGCUGUAGUGAAGAUGGCGCAAGCACUGUCAGAAGAGGAGUUCCACCGUAUGCAGGCUCAGCUUUUGGAGCUGAGAACACAGAACUACCAACUAUCUGAUGAGUUGCGGAAAAAUACAGCAGAGCUCAACAGUGUCCGUCAGAAGACCUCGAACCUGGAGAAAGACUAUGUCAAAGCACAGAAGGCUUUGAACAAGAGCAAGAAAGCACAGGAGGUAGAUGCCUUACUAAAUGAGAAUAAAAUGCUUCAGGGCAAGUUACACAGUCAGGAAGAUGACUUCAGACUGCAGAACAGCACCCUCAUGCAAGAGCUGUCCAAGUUAUGUUCUCAGAUCGAGCAGUUAGAAUUAGAGAAUCGGAGACUGAGGGAGGGUCAAGGGCUGGAAAGACCCGCCUCUGGUCCAGUGGAUGCUGAGCUCCUGCGUCUACAGGCUGAAAACUCCGCCCUGCAGAAGAAAUUGAAAGCUCUUCAAGAGCAUGCAGAUGUUAAUGAUGGAAAAGCAGCACUCAUAGAUGGAUUGGCUGGCACUAAUGGGGUCCAAUCAGAUGCCAGCGGUCACAGUGACGACCCUUCGGCUCCAGGAAAUGAUCAGAUUGAUCAGGCCGAAGUGCAAAGCGUCAAACUAGAACAGCGAGAUAAUGAGCUGAGCGAGGUGGCAUUAAAGCUUCAAACGGAAAUGGAGGAGAAAUGCUUACUGAAGGAACAACUCAUGACACUAGAGAUGUCCAAGCAGGCAGAAAUCACAAAACUACAAGAUGAAAAUGCUAAAUUGUCUGAUAAGUUGAAGAAAAAACAAGAGAGCUUCCAGCGACUACAAGUUGAGAAAGAAGCACUUUACAAUGACAGCAGGACUAAAAUUGAUGAGAUCCAACAGAGGAAAGAGGAGGAGCUCAAAUCCAUAAAUCUUCGUGUGCAGAAAUUGCAGACAGAUUUAAUGGCAGCCAAUCAGAACGUCGCUGAACUGAAGGAGCAGUUGCAGAGUAAACAGAAAGAGCAUGAGAUGGCCAUCCAUGCGCUCAAAGAUCAGGUAGCGUGUCAGAGUGCGGUCAGUCAGGAGCAGGUGGAGGGCAUGCUGAGUGAGAACGAUGCUCUCAGGACAAAUCUAGCAGCCCUAGAACAGAUCCAAACAGUGAAGACUCAGGAACAGAAUUUGCUGAGAGAGCAAAAUCUGAUGCUAAACGCAGAGCUUCAGCAGAAACGUACAGAACUGGAGAGCUUCCUGGCGCAGAGAGAUGAUCUCAACUCACAGCUACAGGAGUCAAACCGAGCGAAUAGUCGACUACUGGAGCAGCUCACUGAACUGGGUCUGGAGAAGGACAAGCUACAGCAGGAGUUAGAGGAAGCCAGAAAGACUGCGGAUAAGCGUAAAGUCAUGCUGGAUGAACUGGCCAUUGAGACGGCGCAGGAGAAGUCACGGCACAAAGAGGAACUCAGCGAUGUGCGCUUGCAGCAUGAGAAGGAAGUGCUGAGCAUCAGGGCCCGCUAUGAGAAGGAGCUCCGCGGCCUCCAUGAGGAGAAGAACCGCAUGGAAGAGGAGAUCCGCUCACAGCUACGAGACGAGAGAGCUCGUACCAAAGAGCUGGAGGGUCUUCAGCCGUAUGUGGAGGAGUUGAAAGCUCAGGUUCAGUCUAUGGAGGGGACAAAGGGCUGUUUUGAGCGCAGGCUCAAGGAAGCAGAGGAGACCAUGGAAAAGAACAAACUGGACCAUGCAGAAGAGAUCCAGCGGGUACAGAAAGAUCACACACUUCAGCUGGAGGCUAAAGCUGCAGAGGUGGAGACAGUCAAACAGCAAGUGAUGGAGAUGCAGAAAGAGAGAGAAGAACUCAACAACACAAUCAGCAAACUCAAACAGGAGAUUAAAGAUACAGUGGAUGGACAGAGAAUCCUGGAGAAAAAAGGUAGUUCAGCGCUGAAAGACUUGAAGAGGCAGCUCCAUUUGGAGAGAAAAAGAGCCGAUAAACUCCAGGAGCGGCUGCAGGAAAUCCUAACCAACACUAAGACCCGCACAGGUCUGGAGGAGCUGGUGUUGUCUGAGAUCAGUUCGCCGAGCCAUACGCAGCAGACGGGUGACAGCAGUAGCAUCUCCUCCUUCAGCUACAGAGAGAUCAUGAAAGACGGGGCUUCGGCUCCCAGCACCAAUAAGUCCAACACCAGCAGCCCUCAGUCUCAGCGUCCUGCGGACCUUUCGGACGACGAGGUCAGUGAGCUCUUCCAGAGGCUCGCCGAGGUUCAGCAGGAGAAGUGGAUGCUGGAGGAGAAGGUGAAACACUUGGAGGUCAGCUGCUCCUCAAUGGCCGAUGACAUCUGUAAAAAGAGUGCCAUUAUUGAGACGUACGUCAUGGACAGCCGAAGAGAUGUAUCCGGAGGAGGUGCGGUGGCCCAUGGUGUUCAGGGUGAACGUGGAGGUUUGAGUUCUGUGCUGAGGGACUUGGUAAAACCUGGAGACGAGAACCUGCGUGAGAUGAAUAAAAAGCUGCAGAACAUGCUGGAAGAGCAACUGACAAAGAACAUGCACCUACAGAAGGUGGCUUGCUGUCAUACGGUCCUGAGACUCCACUGAGAGGUCUUUUUCAUCAGCAACCAGAGGGUGGGCGUGUUGUUGAUGCUAAAACGUUUCUAGGAGCAGGAAUAGAAAGUGCAUGUCAGGCAGCCUGCAGGGUGAUGCAUUUGAUGGGAUUACACCAUCACACAGAUUGACUAAUGACAAUUAACCUCUCACACCCCUCUUGAUAUUUCCAGAUCCGCACAUCGUUAAUGGGUGGUUUGUUCCUGUAGUGAAGCCAUGAGUUGGUUUGUUUGAAUUAUAUUAAAACUA